AUGGAGGAGAAGUUCAGACAGCACAGUGAGGACCUGCUGGAGCUGCUGGACACCAUGGGGAAUAAUUCCACCAACAUCACUGAGGCUGAAGAUCAGAACUCUGUGGUCUUCCCUAACAAGCUGUACAGCCAGAAGUCCAACGCAUCGGCUGCUCUUCUUCUUCUUCUUCUUCUCCAGGAUGAGGACAAACUGGCGUUCGUGGUCCAGGUCCUGCAGGAGGCGGCCGCCCUGUUUGAGGAGGAUCACAGCUCGGCAUCAUGGGAGGAGAGCACAGCGGAGAACUUCCUCAAUCUGCUCAACAAACAGGCGGACGAACUGAGCUCCUGCAUCGGGAGCCAGAAGAAGAAGAACACCAAGCUGCACAUGUACUUCAAGAGACUCUCAGUGCAGGUCCUGAAGAAGAUGGUGAGUCUGCGUGAAUGUGAGCGACUGUGCUGCCAAACGUGACGUUCUUGGAGGUUUUCCUAAUAAUCCUGAUGCUGUUGUGUCUGCAGGGCCACAGUGCUGAAGCCUGGGAGAUGAUCAGGACGGAAACGGAACUUCAUCUGAUGAGAGUUCAUCAACUGGCUUCAUCUGUGAGCAGCAGUGACUGAAAGGAUGCGUUCACUCAUUCAUCUGUUUAUUUAUUCAAUUCUUUCUCUAUUUAUUAGUUGAUCACUUCAUUUUUCUGUCUGUUCACUAAAAUCAGUCACAUGAACAGCGUGCUAAUCUAUUUAUUUCUCUAUUUAUUUAUUUAUUGCUUAUUUAUGAACCACUAAUUUGAAAUAUAUUCAGUAAAAGAGAAUAUUCUUACAUGGUUUAAUGUUACAGACAAUAAAAACAGCUUUCUCCAGCAGAUGGAAAUGUGUUUAUUGUUUUUAUUCCUGUCGCAUAAAGAAAAUUCAUGCAGAUUUCUGACAUUAUUAAACAACAUGAACAAAUAGAGCCUUGUUUUCGCUCUGAUGGACACCAGAUUAGUUUUUUUCCUUUCAUGUUUUGUAGACAGGAGGAAAAGUCGAUAUCAAACGGUCAAGUUAACAAAGACAUUAUGAAAUUUAUAAUUAAUAUACCUAAAAAAAAAAAACAA
This is a messenger RNA of Acanthochromis polyacanthus (spiny chromis), 1066 nucleotides long. RefSeq names its product interferon a3-like. Gene Ontology annotation, biological process: defense response; response to exogenous dsRNA. Bases 1 to 447 code for a protein of 148 amino acids. Gene Ontology annotation, cellular component: extracellular region. The record is from RefSeq and is a predicted model, not a curated record. The transcript has 4 exons. Gene Ontology annotation, molecular function: cytokine receptor binding. Lineage: Eukaryota; Metazoa; Chordata; Actinopteri; Pomacentridae.